Spathaspora passalidarum NRRL Y-27907 is the source of this 4101-nucleotide messenger RNA. RefSeq lists its product as uncharacterized. Lineage: Eukaryota; Fungi; Ascomycota; Pichiomycetes; Serinales; Debaryomycetaceae. The record is from RefSeq and is a predicted model, not a curated record. The transcript has 2 exons. Gene Ontology annotation, molecular function: myosin binding. Bases 243 to 2339 code for a protein of 698 amino acids.
AUUCCCAGAUAACAACUUUUCCUGCUGAUUCAAGAGGAUUUACCAGAUAGACCUAACAAUCAAUCAAUCAAGGUGCUGCACUACCGUUCCUUCACUCAUUAACGCCACCUAGCAGUGCAAAUUUCUGAAGGCAAAGUCUUUUUGUGCCUUUUGUAAAAUACUUGCUGUAAAAACUACAUAUUCAGAUUAUACUAAUCUAAACUCAGCACUUCCCCUUAUCAUAUGAAUCACCAUAAUCAAAUAUGAACUUUGAUAGAUUUAAUCCACUAUCGAACUUCUUUUCCCACAAUGAGGAUAAUCUGGCAGCACCUCCAGAACUAGGUGAUUGGGGGAUUGAUGACUCAGUACUUCUGCCUAGUGUUUCCAAUAAUAAUCACCAACAGCAUCAACAUUAUCAACAACUCCAACAACAAGACCUGGAAAACCAGCCUCAUAAUUUUACUUAUUAUUAUCACAAAUAUUGUAACCAAGUUAUUCCACCAACCACAGAGAAUUUCAUCAAGUUUAUCAAGAAAUAUUUAUCCAUGGAAAGUAAACUGGAUAAAUUCUGGGAGAAAUUUAAAUAUAAUCUUAUUUUAUCUAACUUAUUAGAAGAUACUAUGAUAUUAUCCAAAAAUGAGCAAAGUUUGUCAAUAUUGAAUAAAUCUAUAGAGCAUGAACUGAAACACGCGAGAGCUAGUCCUUUUGUUUAUGUGUUAAAUUCAGAUGGUACCAACUUGGUUAUCCUUGAAAAACACUAUAACUUGAAGUAUAAUCAGAUGUAUAAUGACUCGAAGCUUAUUUUACUAAUCAUUAAUUUAAUUAUUUAUCUAUUAAAACAAAGGAAAACCAAUGAACAUACAAAUCAAUCCAAUCAGUUGAAGUUUUUCAAGAUAAUUCUUAUAAUUUCAACCAAACUAAUCAAAGUUAAGAAGUUCAGGACAUUGGUACAAACUAGUCAAAUCCUAAAUUUAUUGAAUGAAUUUCUAAUGUCAAAUUAUAUUGUUAAUAAGAAGAUAAUCUUACAAAUGAUAAGAUUAAAAGAAUUGCAUACAUAUAACUUUUUACCGGGGCAAGGUGACAACGUGUCAUAUAAAUCGCAUCUACACUCACACCUACUAAGUUCACUUUCAUUUUUAAACCUAAAUCUUAAAUCUUCAAUUAUGGACUUGCUACCUGUUCUAAAUGGUGACUUGUUACAGCAAUAUUGUAACAUUAAUUCCAUUGAUUUGGAAAUAUUGACCCAGGAAUAUACACCGGAUGAUAACCAAGAUGAAUAUAUUAAUGAAAUUAUAUUCAAUAUUACUAAAUUUAAUCAAUUAAGAAGAUUAUUUAUUUGUCAAUUAUUAGCAAUUAACCAAACUCCGGUCAGGUAUAACUUUUUCAUAUACAAACUCAUGGAUCAGUUCAAUUUAGAUUCGCGUGAGGUCCAAAUUAGUGAUUACAAUAGGUUGAACUUGAUUAAACGAGUUAUGACAAACCAUAAUCAAACAAGUUCUAAUAUUGCCUCUUUAUUUGGAAAAUUUGAAGUAACAACUAGGAAAUCGGCAAGCCAUGAAAAUGAAGAUAUCUUAAAAAUAAAACAACCACAACAUUCCAUACAGAACCUCCAAAGUUUAAUCUCAAAAUUAUCCACCUUAACUACAAAUCUAAAAUUCUUUGAUAAAUAUAACCAGUCAGAUAAUGAAUCACAGGAGAAACUAAUCAUGUUUGAACAGUUUGAAAAUGAUUUAAAAACUAUCAAUCACUUAUAUUCCACCAUUGCUGAUGAUUUAAACAAGACUACCGAGUCUUACAAUCCUAUAUCUCCCUCCUUAUCUUCAAAUUCGUCAGAAACAUUUAAUUUAAAGUCAUUCAGAACAUCAUCAUCCCGAAGUAGAUAUAGUACUAUAAUUGAUGAAAAGUUAAGUCCAGCUCCACUCGAAACCAAGAAAAGAUCUUCAGCAGGAUUGCAAUUAGGAUUAGUCACAGUGGUGGAAGAGCCUCAUCUAUCUAAUAAACAAGUAAUACCUGUAUCGCCUGAAACCAAUUUGUACGAUGAUGAUGAUGAUGAUGAUAAUGUGAAUAUUGAAAGAUAUCAUCAAGUUACAUUGGACCAAUUAUCAAGUGUUAAGAGAACUGGUGCGUUCACGAAAGCCAUCCUGUUUCCACAAAAUAGGUAUUCUUUGAAUUCCGUUAAGUCAAAUGUUUCUGGCUUAACUGAAUUAAUAACAACCCAGAACACUAGUCCAAUUGACGGGGAUGAAGAUGAUGGUCUGCUAUCUAAGGACGCAUUACGAUUGAAGUUAGAAGAAAGUUUUAAUCGGAUUUAUAAUUUAGAAACUGAAAAUAAGUUGUUAAAGAAUGCACCUCAUGAUUGAUUCAAUUCAAGGAUAAUGUUAGAUCUCUUGAAGUAUUCAACCUUGUUCUUUGUUCACUUGUACUGAAAGCUGGAGGAUUUGUUAGCAAUAAUUAAUAAUUAAUAACAUAUUUAAUAGAAGAGAAUGUCAUUACUCAGUAAUUAUAUUGUACACUGUUCAUUCUGUAAUAUAUAAAUUACUUAUGGUGCAGGAGUAACAUUUCCUGAAAAUUCACCUUCACCUUCAUGAUAUAAUUCUUGAAGUUUUUUACUUGAUAAUGCAUCGUCAGCACUAACUCUAUAUUUCUUUUUACCAUUUGCACUUUCUGGUUCUGGGGUUGAUGUAGUUGAAGUCUUUCCGCUCAGAACAUCACUUGGAGAAUCACCCAAUAACAAGAACGCAACAUCCUUCUUCUUAUUAAUAUGUUCUUCUUUCUUGGUGAUUGUAGCUUUACCUUCCAUGACCACUUGUUGAACUUGUUCCUUUUGUUUAGCUCUAUCUCUCAUUCUCUCUUCAAUUGUUCCUCGGGUUAAAAGUCUGUAUACUGUGACUUGUUUAGUUUGUCCCAAUCUAUGAGCACGAUCCAUGGCUUGAGAAUCAAUGGUUGGAUUCCAAUCAGAAUCAUAAAAGAUAACAGUGUCAGCAGCAGUUAAGUUAAUACCUAAUCCACCAGCUCUUGUAGACAACAAAAAUAUAAAUAAUUCCGGCUUGGUUUGCCAAUCAUGAACUAAAUCUCUUCUAUCAUCUAACUUAGAAGAACCAUCCAAUCUAAUAUAUUUAUGUUGCCUAUAAGUCAAAUAUUCUUCCAUUAAAUCCAUCAUUCUUGUCAUUUGGAAGUAAAUUAGAACACGAUGGCCCUCUUGUUUUAAUUCAACUAACAAUUCGUCAAGUUUAGCCAAUUUACCUGAUUCAGUGAUAAAUCUAUUCAUGGAUGGCAUACGAAUGUUCGAAUAAUCAAUCUUCUUGUUGACUGGAGAGGGUAACAUGUUCGAUUUAGGAUAUGAUUCAAGUGGAGUAUUUUCGGUCAUUAAUUGAUAUUCUUGUGAUAAUGGUAAUGGUAAAAGACUAGAUCUAAUCUUAGGGUUGAAUAAAACAUCUUGGGUUUUAUAAUAGAAGUUUCUCGAUGAACAUACACUUGUGAUUGGUGGUGCUGAAGCUAAUGGUUCCGCAGCUGGAGAAAUAACAUUUAUAAACAUAUCUUCAUAAACAUGAUCUUGGAUUGAGUAUAAUUUGGAAAGAAUGGAUGAGUUAGUGAUAUUGGAAAACUUGUUUUCGUAUUGAGUAAUCAACAAUUUCUUGUUGUUAGGGACAAAUUCACCCUCAUAAAGAUAGUUGAAUCGACUCACCUUGGAAUAAUUAAUAUCAGUAUAUUCCUGUAAAUCAAUUGCUCGCUCAACUAUGUGCCUUCUAGUAUAUGUGUUUAGUUCUUGAGGAGAAACAUCGAUUGACUUCAACCAGCCAAACUGUUGAUUAUCCUUCACAUGCUCAGGUUUAUAAAUAUUAAACAUUUCAUAAAUUGAAUCCUUAGAGUCAGUCUUUUCGUUGGGUGUUAACAAUUCAUCAUAUAUCAAUUUUGGCAAGUUAUAACUAACAACAUUUUCGGUUGUAUAACUCAUUUCUAAUUCAUUUGUUUCUCUCAAGAAACUACUAGUCUCAGCAAAUUUUCCAAAAGAAAAUGGAGAUUUAACAUCUGCUCUUUCAAAUAAAUCGGGAUGGUUACAAACUUUUCUAAACUGCAUAACCAAAUUGAUUAAACUUGUAGCAUCAUCAGAAGACAGGGAAU